Messenger RNA from Pundamilia nyererei, 8158 nucleotides. It is a transcript of the gene fn1b, whose product is annotated as fibronectin 1b. NCBI's taxonomy places the organism in Eukaryota, Metazoa, Chordata, Actinopteri, Cichliformes, Cichlidae. Gene Ontology annotation, biological process: nervous system development; cell-substrate junction assembly; heart development. Bases 205 to 7563 code for a protein of 2452 amino acids. Gene Ontology annotation, cellular component: extracellular region. The record is from RefSeq and is a predicted model, not a curated record. Gene Ontology annotation, molecular function: extracellular matrix structural constituent; integrin binding; proteoglycan binding. The transcript is spliced from 46 exons.
CUCUGCUAGGUCUGGCGCACCAGCUGCGAUUCGGCCAAGUGAACUGCCGAGAAGGAGCAGCCGAGGUAGCUGAGAAUAAGGGGCAGGAACCAGCUCUCUCCAAGCCCUUUAAUACUUCACUUGCUUUUUUUUACUUUUUGCUAUUGCUUUUUUUCCCAUCAUCUAGGUUUUUUCUGCUUUUCAUUGAAAUAUCCGUUCCAUAAAAUGAAGGGUAGCCCGCUCACAGGGUUACUGCUUGCGUUGUGCGUAAGCAGCGCAGUUCACGGCUUGCCAAAGAAGAACAAAAGACAAACUGGCCAGUAUCAGGUGUAUCCCGAGCUUCACGAUACAUCGGCUAUUAAUCCAGUCGGCUGUGAGGAAAACGGUCGCUCAUACAGAGUGAACGAACAGUGGGAGAAACCUUACCUUGGUAGCACGUUGGUGUGCACCUGCAGUGGAGCAGCAGGCAUCAAGUGUAAAACUAAGCCUGAAGUGGAGGAAUCCUGUUAUGAUAAGUACAAUGACCGGACAUACCAGGUGGGUGAAACCUAUGAGAGAUUACAUGAGAGGAUGACUUGGGACUGCACCUGCAUUGGUUCCGGCAAGAUCAGCUGCACAAUAGCGCAUCGAUGCCACGAUGGUGGGAGGUCUUAUAAAAUCGGGGACACUUGGCAGAGGCCUCAUGACACCGGUGCCUACAUGUUGGAGUGUGUGUGUCUUGGAAAUGGCAAAGGAGAGUGGACAUGCAAACCUCUCGGGGAAAGGUGCUAUGACAAUACCUUAGCUGCCACGUAUGCUGUAGGAGACACCUGGGAGAAGCCAUACCAAGGCUGGAUGAUGCUGGAUUGCACCUGUAUGGGCGAGGGGAAUGGACGCAUCACAUGCACCUCAAGAAACCGCUGCAAUGACCAGGAUACAAGGAGGUCCUACCGUAUUGGAGACACAUGGACGAGGACUGACACAAGCGGACAUCCCCUGCAGUGUGUGUGCCUAGGAAACGGCAGAGGAGAAUCAAAGUGUGAAAGACACAGCUCAGGAAGAGCCAGAGUUGUGUUGACCCCAGUCCGGCAGCUUGAGCUUCCCGCUGAGAGAACCUGUCGCACCGACUCUGGAGCCUACUACUACGAUGGACAGCGCUGGAUCAAAAACCAGGGCAGCAAACAGAUGCUCUGUACCUGUUUGGGCAAUGGAGUCAGCUGUCAAGAAUGGGAGGCCAGGAACCAGGUGUACGGUGGGAACUCUGAUGGCCAACCCUGUGUAUUCCCCUUUGUCUUCAUGGGGAAGACCUACUACUCUUGCACCUCAGAUGGACGUUCAGAUGGGCAGCUGUGGUGCUCUACAACCUCAGACUAUCAGAGAGACCAGCAGUACUCUUUCUGCACUGAAAAGAAUGCAAUUGUGACAACACGGGGUGGGAACUCCAAUGGGGCCCUGUGCCACUUUCCCUUCCUCUACAGCGGUCGCAACUACACCGAUUGCACCACCGAUGGGCGCCGUGACAACAUGAGAUGGUGUGGCACCACCUACGACUAUGAUUCAGAACAGCGUUUUGGAUUCUGUCCCAUGGCUGCUCAUGAAGAGGUAUGCACCACCAGUGAUGGAGUGAUGCGCCGUGUGGGCGACAAGUGGGACAAACGCCAUGAUGUCUUGGGUCACAUGAUGCAGUGCACAUGCCUGGGAAACGGCCGUGGGGAGUGGAACUGUGUUGCUUACUCACAGCUUUUAGAUCAGUGUAUAGUUGAUGGUUUGACCUAUGAAGUAAACCAGGAAUUCACCAAGCGCCACGACCAAGGCUACAUGAUGAACUGCACCUGCUUCGGACAAGGACGUGGAUACUGGAAGUGUGACGCUAUUGAUCAGUGUCAAGAACCACAAACCAGGACGUUCUAUCAGAUCGGCGAGACGUGGGACAAAGCCAUCCAUGGCAUCUACUACCGCUGUUAUUGUUAUGGCAAUGGGAUUGGAGAAAUGAGAUGCGAGCCCCAGCAGACCUACCAAGAUGGCCGCAGACCAAUCCAGGUGAUCAUCACAGAGGCUGGGAAACAGUCCGACUCUCGCCCUAUUCAGUGGAACGCCCCUUCAUCUGUUCAGAUCACCCAGUACAUCCUGAAAUGGAGAGUUAAAAACACCCAUUCUCCCUGGAGAGAGGUCACCAUCCCGGGCAACAUCAACUCCUACACCAUUAGCGGGCUGCGUCCAGGCAUCACCUAUGAGGGUCAGCUCAUCAGCAUUCAGAACUAUGGACGCCGUGAGGUCACGCGUUUUGAUUUCACUACUAACCUUGGCUCCUUGGAGACAUAUGAGGGAGAGACGACUGCACCUCCACCUGUGUUGGACACCUCCGAGUCUGUGACAGAAAUCACCUCAAACAGCUUUGUUGUAUCCUGGACAUCAGCUGAUACAACCAUCUCUGGCUUCAGGGUGGAGUAUGAGCUCAGUGAGGAGGGGUCCCAGCCUAAAGUUCUGGAUGUUCCUCGCACAUCCACCUCUGUCACCAUCAGUAAUCUCCUGCCUGGACGCAGAUACAACGUCAGCGUCUUCGAGGUCCCAAGUCGGGGGCAGCCCAACCUCAUCCUCACUACCUCACAGACCACAGCUCCUGACGCACCUACUAGGCAUGUUGUCAAUGAAGUGGGAGAAACCUCCAUCCAAAUCAGCUGGUCCAGACCUCAGGCUCCUAUUACUGGCUACCGUGUGGUUUACACACCAUCAGUGGAAGGCAGCAGCACAGAGCUGACCCUCCCAGAGUCAGAGACGUCCGUGACCCUGGUUGACCUUCGCCCCGGUCUGCUUUACAACAUCAGCAUCUAUGCUGUGGAAGAGGACCAGGAGAGUGAGCCUGUUUUUGUACAGGUCAACACUGCUGGAUCUCCUACCCAAGAGGUGGUCCAAGCCCCCACAGACCUGCAGUUCUACGAGGUUUCGGAUACGAAGGUCACCAUCACCUGGACCGGUCCACCCAAUGAGGUGUCAGGUUACAGAGUCACUUUCUCCCCCGUUGGGUCUGAUGGCACUGACGUAAGGCCCCUGGGGCUGCCUGUCUCCACCAGUGCAUACUCUGAGAUCACCCACUUGCAGCCAGGCACGCUUUACCGCUUCUACGUCUAUGCCAUCAACGGCGGAGUGGAGAGUGAGCCUCUUGUAGGAGAAAAGGCUACCAAACCUGAUGCACCCACCGAUGUACGCUUCACUGAGAUCGGCCCUGACAGCGCACUGAUUGUCUGGGAGGCUCCUCGUGCCAUUGUCAGUGGUUUCCGCCUUUACCUGAGCAUUGAAGGCUCAAGUCCCAUUGAAAAGAGGAUCCCAGGCAGGGUCACCCAGUACCUACUGAGGAAUCUACGUCCAGAUACGGAGUACACUGCCACCCUUUACUCUGAUCUCGAAAAUGAGCUCAGCGAGGGCGUCACCACAUACUUUACCACCGCUCCCCAGAUGGGAAAUGCUCCCACUUUCAGUACUGAGGUUACCGACACCUCGAUCAUCGUCACCUGGAUACCCGUCCGCAGGUUCAGCUACAAGCUGUCUGUGCUGCCCAGCGAGGAAGGCGAGUCUCCCAGAGAAGAAACCUCUUCCUCCGGACGUGUUUAUGUAGAUGGUCUGACUCCAGGAACUCAGUACACCUACAGCGUUCAGCCCAUCUACAAUGGACAGAACCGCGGAAAUCCCAUCACCCGCAAUGUUGUCACUUCUCUAUCUCCUCCCACUGACCUCAGACUUGAGUCCAACCCGAACACAGGAGUUCUCACAGCCUACUGGGUAGCCUCCAAAACACCAGGUAUUACAAGCUACCGAGUGACAAGCAGACCAACCAAUGGCCAGAGAGGAUACUCCCUUGAAGAGAUUGUUGCAGUUGAUCAGACCUCAGUUGUUCUAGAGCACUUGACUCUGGGUAUGGAGUACAACAUCAGCGUGUUCGCUACCAAGGACAAUGUGGAAAGCAGUCCAGUGUCCACUAUUGUCACAACAGACAUCCCCGCUCCAAGUCAAAUUGACUUUGUCGACAUUACUGACACCACCAUUGGGCUACGCUGGAUCCCUCUGAACAGUACUACCAUUAUUGGUUACCGGAUAGUGGUAGUAGCUUCAGGCCAGAGCUUGCCAAUUUUUCAAGAUAUGGUGGAAGCAUCUGCUGGUUAUUACACGAUUCGUGGUUUGGAGCCCGGUGUGGACUAUGACAUCAGUAUCUUCACUGUUACAGAAGAGGGGGACAGCGAGCCGGCCACACACACAAAGCAAACGCAUGCUGCCAUUCCAGCUCCCACCAACCUGCAGUUUGGAGGAGUGGGCCCUGACCACAUUAGGGUGACUUGGUCAGUCCCCAGAAUUGCCACACCAAACGACAUCUCUCGGUUCGUUAUCCGUUAUCACCCUGUAUCCACUGAUAAUGACAUCAAGGAGGUCAAUGUUGGAGGAGCUACCAACACCUACUUGCUGCAAAACCUGCAGCCCAACACUGACUAUCGUAUCAGUGUGGUGUGUGUGUAUGGUGAACGAGAAAGUAGACCAGCCACAGGGACUCAAAAAACCACGCUGGAUUCCCCGACUGGCUUGGACUUCUCCGACAUUCGGACCGACUCCUUUACAGUUCACUGGCAAGCUCCACAGGCCAGAAUCACGGGCUACCGAAUCCGCUAUCAGAAGACCAGUGGUGGACAUGCCAAGGAUGAGAGGCUCCCCCCGACCAGAACCCACUACACUUUGACUGGACUGUCACCUGAAACCGAGUACAUGAUAUAUGUGUAUGCUGUGAGCAGCAGCCAGGAGAGUCAGCCUCUGACUGGCACACAGGCAACAAUCUCUGAUUCGCCCACUGACCUAGUGGUAACAAGAUCCACCCCAACCGCCGUCACCAUACGCUGGGAUGCUCCCUCUAUCUCAGUGAGAAACUACAGGAUCACCUAUGCAGGAACAAGUGGCGAGACUCCUCGGGAGAUUAAUGUCCCAGGCACUCACACCACUGCCACCAUCACCGGACUGAAUCCCGGCACUGAAUACACCAUCACAGUCUAUGCAAUUAGCGGACGAGGCGAUAACCCCGCCACCAGUGUCCCCGUCUACAUAACACACAGGACUGAUAUCGAGGCCCCCCCUGACAUGCGGGUGGCUGAUAUAAGUGACAAUGCCAUCACAGUACGUUGGUCUCCUGCUCGGGGACCAAUCAGAGGCUACAGAGUCACAAGUAUUCCCAAAAAUGGCGUGGGACCCUCGUACUCUGAGGAUUUGGCUCCUGAUCAGACCGAGGUGACUUUCACGGGUCUGAUGCCCACUGCUGAGUAUCUUGUGAGUGUGUAUGCCCUGGGAAAUAAUGGACAGCCAUCUUCCCCGCUAAUAGAAAAUGCAGUCACUGCUAUGGACCGUCCGAAGGAGCUCACCUUCUCUGACAUCGACUCCACCUCCAUGCGCAUCUCCUGGGACAGCCCAGACGGCGCAGUAACGUCAUACCGCGUCUUGUACACCAGUGCAGAGGAAGGUGAGAGAGAGCUGCGCCCAGCACCCAGAGGGGACCAGGACAGUGUGGUGCUUGGAAACCUUCGCCCUGGAACAGAGUAUACUGUUAAGGUCAUCGCCCUCCAUGACCGAGCACCCAGCUCACCGUUGGUGGGAACUCAGGCCACAGUAAUCCCUGCUCCCACCAACCUGGCGAUCUCAGAGGUCAGUCCUUCCUCCUUCACUGUGUCAUGGCGAGCUCCAGACGCGCGCCUGACCGGCUACCGUGUAGUCGUGAGCCCCAAGAACAUCAACAGCCCUCACAGAGAAAUGAACGUUGCUCCGGACACCACUCGUGUUGUGGUGCCAGGGCUCAUGGUGGCAACCACAUACCAGGUGCAGGUUUACGCUCUGAAGAACACAGUCACAAGCAGACCAGCAGAGGCAGAAGCCACCACGCUGCAAGCUUUGAGUGCUCCUCGCCGCGUGCGUGUCAUCAAAGUAACGGAUAGUUCUUUCACACUGACCUGGCGUUCCAAGCUGGAACCUUUCACUGGUUUCCUUAUUGAAGCCAUUCCCCAGAGUGGAUCGUAUCCCACCAUCACCAAGACCAUCCCAAGUGACGCUUACACCUACACCCUCACCGGUUUGCGGCCCAACACUAUUUACAAUGUUAACAUGUACACUCUGAGUGGGAACACAAGGAGCGACCCAUUCACUUCCAGAAUUCAAACAGUUGACCCGCUGGUCCAGGCGCCCACCAACCUGCAGUUUACGUCCGUCACCCCCUACUCCAUCUCCUUCACCUGGCAGCCACCUGCCACGCAAAUCACAGGAUACUAUGUCACCUAUGAAGAGUCGGGAGGAAGACCACAGGAGCUUUUCCCAAGACCCCACGCUGGCCAAAACUACGCCACCAUCGAUGAUCUAAGACCAGACACGGAGUACAUCAUCAAGAUCAUCGCCAUCCAAAACACGCAGAGAAGCACACCUCUGGUGGGCAGGAGCAGGACUCCUCAAGACCCCUUGCUUCCUUUGCCUCUGCCCCAGCCUAACCGCCCUGGAAAUGGCAGGCUGGAUGUGCCUGAAUCUCUGGACAACAACGUCCAGUUAGUGGGCACCAAUAGCCAGGAUGGGUUUGGUGAUCAGAGCCAGCAUGUGGAGUACACAGAGUACAACAACAAUGGAGACAACGGAUAUAAUCGGAAUCCACUUUCUCCCUAUGGCCAAGUUCGUGAGCCCCUGGUGUUUGUGCCCCUUCCUGAUGCAGAAGGCCGCAGAAAGCCCAUUGUGAAGCUAAACAUGCCCAUUGGACCCAUACUCUUUAACGAGACAAGUGUGCCGCUGGAGGCCCAAACUCAGACCACCGUCUCCUGGAAGCCUUAUAGGCAGAGCAAUGCCUACCUGGUGUCCUGUCAUCCCAUCACACAGCUAAAUGAGAAGAUGUUCCAGGUCCGCCUGCCAGGCACAGCCACUACUGCUACCCUGCUAGGACUCACUCCCGGAGCAGACUAUAACGUUAUUGUGGAGGCACUCCUGGGGGCCCUCAAACACAAGAUUCUGGAGCAGACAGUGACUGCUGGAAACACAAUUACAGAGGGAGAUUCCUCAAAUAAAGACACGUGCUAUGAUGCCUUUACUGCCACCCAUCACGACGUCGGUGCUGAAUGGGAGCGGAUGUCUGAGACAGGCUUCAAGCUGUCGUGCAGGUGUCUGGGCCUGGGCAGCGGCCACUUCAGAUGUGAUUCAUCAAAGUGGUGCCACGACAAUGGCAACAACUACAGAAUUGGAGAGAAAUGGGACCGUCGCUCAGAGAACGGGAACUUAAUGAGCUGCACUUGUUUAGGAAACGGCAAAGGAGAGUUUAAGUGUGAACCGCAUGAGUCCACGUGUUACGAUGAUGGCAAAACUUACCGGGUGGGCAACCAGUGGCAGAAGGAGUACCUGGGUUCUAUUUGCACCUGCACGUGCUUUGGAGGACAACAGGGCUGGCGAUGCGAGAACUGCAGGAGACCCGGUGGCGAUGUCGAUGUCGGUCUGCUGCAGCCAAUCAGAUAUGGAGACAACACACUGCGCAAAAACAUUCACUGCCCCAUCGAGUGCCUCCGGCCUGAACUGCUGGCAGAUGCACACGUUCCUCACAAUCCUCGGGAAUGAUGAGCUGGUCAUCUGACAUCUGCUUUGCUCCCUUACCGUCAAGUUGCUGCACUGUCUCACCUUGUAGAAGCCACGCUGGCUGCGAUGAAACAAACUAAGCGCCUUAUCACAUUGCUGACACAUUGCCCUGCUGCCCUCAUCAUUAAUCUUCACUUGAGUCUAUUCACUGUCGACUUCCAGGCUUGUGAUGUAUUAGAAACAGAAACCCCCAACUUUCUAAAGUUAUUUAGAACUUGUCCAGUCAGAUUUACACAUCUGUCAAGUUGGCAUUUAUUUCCCAUUUAAUUUUUUUUUCUUUUCCAAUUAUAUCCUGACCAAAACCCAUAAAGUACGCACUGUGCUAAAAAAUGUAGUUGUUACCAGUGUUGCUGAAACUGUCCUCAAAAAUGUGCUUCUCUUUUCUGUAGCCCCUCUUCCAUGUGUGUGAUUGACACAUUCUGAAGUUCUGGUAAUUUAUCCCUUUGAUCUCAUCGUGUGAAUGUGUUGAACAAGGAUGUGAACCGUUCUAUUUUUGUACUUUGUGCCAAAGUGUUUCUACCGAUGACAAAUAGAAGUCCCUUAUUUUAAUAAAAGCUGGAGAGAUUCUUAAACAUUA